Messenger RNA from Cryptomeria japonica (Japanese cedar), 579 nucleotides. RefSeq names its product vacuolar protein sorting-associated protein 32 homolog 2-like. Lineage: Eukaryota; Viridiplantae; Streptophyta; Pinopsida; Cupressales; Cupressaceae. Gene Ontology annotation, cellular component: ESCRT III complex; multivesicular body; cytoplasmic side of plasma membrane. The transcript has a single exon. The record is from RefSeq and is a predicted model, not a curated record. Gene Ontology annotation, biological process: late endosome to vacuole transport via multivesicular body sorting pathway; vesicle budding from membrane. The coding region runs from base 1 to 579 and encodes 192 amino acids.
AUGUUGAAACGGCUUUUUGGAAAAGUAGAAAACCAGCCCACUUUCACUUCUGUUGAAAAGCUGAAUAAAACCCUAGAAAAGUUGGAGGGUAGGGAAGAAAUCUUACUUAAGAGGGUUGCAACAGAGAUUGACAAAGCAAAAAGGUAUAUAAAAGCGCAGAACGGAAGAGCGGCUUUACAAUGUCUAAAGAGGAAGAAACUGUAUGAUGCCCAAUUGGAACACCUUUGGAAUAUCCAAUCUCUGAUGAUAAUGUUGGAAGGUGCAAAAAAUACUGUAGAAAUUGUGGGAGCAGUGAGAAAUGUAGCUUCUGCCUUGAAUGAAGAAAUGCGUAAAUCUAUUGACAUUGAUGACAUAGAGAAAAGUAUGGAGGAAAUAAAUAAGCAAAGAGAGAAGAUGAGACAGAUUGGUGUGUGUGUAACAUCAGAUUUGAAAUUUAAUGAGGCAGAAAUUGAGGCUGAUUUGAGGGAAUUGGAACACAAGGAAAUCCAACUAGAGCGGGUUGAGUUAGAGGGAAUUGGGUCAGAAGGAACUGCAACUGAAGAGGUUAGUGUUAUGAGAGUCAAUAUAAUUACUAGUUAA